Messenger RNA from Saccostrea echinata, 4597 nucleotides. RefSeq names its product histone deacetylase 4-like. Gene Ontology annotation, cellular component: histone deacetylase complex. The transcript is spliced from 25 exons. Gene Ontology annotation, biological process: negative regulation of transcription by RNA polymerase II; chromatin organization. Bases 206 to 3205 code for a protein of 999 amino acids. The record is from RefSeq and is a predicted model, not a curated record. Gene Ontology annotation, molecular function: histone deacetylase activity. Lineage: Eukaryota; Metazoa; Mollusca; Bivalvia; Ostreida; Ostreidae.
GAUCAGCAAGCUAAAUUCAUCUUAUGGGGAGGAGAGUAAUGGUUAUCUUGUUGGGGGAACUCAAAUUUUUCGUUUUAGGUUGAAUCUGCAGUGCUUGGAUCUCUUUCAGACUGUGGUGUCUUCUCCUGAUAAAACCCUCCUCAAGAGGGGGAAUGAUGGGAUUUUAGAUUUUCGAGGGAGUGUUUAUAGCAAGCUGGCAAGCAGGAUGUCUGAGGAAUAUUUACUCUAUCCACUGGGUCCAAGUGACAGUGGGAUGGAUAUCAAUAGUCAUUUUACACCAAUACGCAAAGCAGAGAUGACCCAAUCACCACUGGCCUCGCCGGUGGUUGAGCGCCGCCCAAUCCCCACAAAUGUUAAUGUCUUCAAUGACCCCCACCUUCAGCAGGGACUGGCCAAAAUCAAGCAUGAACAGGAGCUGCAACACCAGCUGCUGAUUCAGCACUACAGACAGCAACAGCAGCAGCUAGCACAAGAGCACGAAAAACAGUUGGAGAACCAUAUCAAGCAGUUGGUGUUCAUGCAAAAACAACAAGAAAUGUUGGAGCAACAAAAGAAAUUACAGGAACAACAUCGCAUGGAGAAGGAGUUGUUGGAGAACGAAAGACUAGAACAGAUCAAAAACAAAAAGGACGGGGAACAGAGUGCUAUUGCAUCAUCGGAAGUAAAGGCCAGACUACAGGAAUUUGUCCUGACCAAAAAACAGCGAGAGGCAGCGGCAAGGAAUUCACCCCCAGCUUUACGAUGGGGAGUGGAUCAGAGUUCCCCACCCCAGGGGAUUUCACCACCCUAUGCCUCUCACCUUCUCGGCAAAUACGAAGACUUCCCCCUGAGAAAAACAGCGUCUGAGCCCAACUUGAAGGUGAGAUCCGCGCUAAAACAAAAAUUAGAAAGUCAGCGGAGGAUAAACCAUAGUCCGAUCUUACCCAGGAAGAACAAGUUUGUCAAACGAAAGCCACAGCUCUCAUUGGACUGUAGCAGUAACUCAGACUCUGGACCUAACUCUCCACCGGCAGGUCUCCAUGCUUCAAUGGUCAACGGCAGCAUGACCUCCAAAGAGGAUGGAGGCUCAUAUCCCUUUUUACUGUAUCGCUCCAUGGGUUACCAUGCCAAUGAUCUCUACCCAUCACCCUCCAUGCCCAACAUAUCCCUGGGACGACCGGCAUCCUCAUCUGGUAAUUCUAGUUCCCCCGAGGCAGACCUUCGCAGUCUUAGUCAUUCUCGACAUGGACUGCCAGCUCACAUGGCUGGCUACCCACUUUACCCAAUCACAGGGCAUGAAGGUGAUCUCAACCACCCCUCCAAUCCGGCCCUACUCUCGGCCCAGAUCAAGGCCCUAGAGGAGGCCCGUAACCAAGCCAAACUGGGUCAGUCCCUCCCUUACUCCUCCCUACAAGCCAUGCCUGGCAGCGCAGCCUCUGAAGCUCGUCACGCCAGGAUUCAUGGGCGUCACAAGCCUCUAAAUAGAACCCACUCAGCUCCACUUCCCAUCGGCCACCCUUUCCUACAACAAACCUAUCUGCAGAUGCACCAGCAGGCAGCGGCAGCUGCUGCAGCAACAGGGGACCAUGGCAACAUGUCGUCAGAGCAACUGAUGAAGGAUAAAAUGUUUGUCAAGCAGCACAUUCGACAAGCAGUCUUACAGAGGGUCGGAAGUAAGUCACACAUGGAAAAUGUGGACGAAGAAACGGAGGCCAGACUAGCACAGGAGAUGCGCGAGUCUCGUGAGCAGAUGAACGAGGAAAUGCGAGAACGAGAAAAAAUGGAUGAAUCCUAUAUGGAGGAGAAAGAUAUGCAGCUGUCCGUGAAACCUCGUCACAAAGGCCCCUCCCACCACAGGCCCCUGGCCCGCACACAGUCUAGUCCAUUAGUAUUGUCCAUCCCACCCCCAGAACCACAAGAAACACAACCCAUCUCAUACAGAUAUACCACAGGUAUUGCAUAUGAUUCAAUCAUGCAGAAACAUCAGUGUAUGUGUGGAAAUAACGCCAACCAUCCAGAAAAUGCUGGUCGAUUACAGAGUAUCUGGUCACGUGUGCAAGAGACUGGCCUCAUCAACCGGUGCGAGAAAAUCAAAAGUCGGCGUGCGACGAUUGAGGAACUUCAAAGUUGUCACUCAGAACUUCACACUUUACUUUAUGGCACAAACCCCAUGCAUCGACACCGACUACUUGAUCACAUUCAGUUUUGUAUGCUGCCCUGUGGGGGUAUAGGUGUUGACUCGGACACAGUCUGGAAUGAAAUGCACACAUACACAGCAUCAAGAAUGGCUGCAGGGUGUGUUACAGAAUUGGCAACAAGAGUUGCCAAUAAAGAACUGAAGAACGGUUUUGCUAUUGUGAGGCCCCCGGGUCACCAUGCGGAACACAACCAACCAAUGGGAUUUUGUUACUUCAAUUCCGUUGCCAUCGCAGCAAAACAGUUGAGAGAAAAAUCAAAAGUGAACAAAGUUCUUAUUGUGGACUGGGAUGUUCAUCAUGGAAACUCCACCCAGCAAAACUUUUACAAUGACCCAAAUGUGUUGUACAUAUCUAUACACCGCCAUGACAGUGGGAACUUUUUCCCUGGGACUGGCUCACCCACAGAUUGUGGAGCUAAUGAGGGGAUGGGAUUCAAUGUCAACAUUGGGUUUGGUGGUUCACUCUCACCGCCAAUGGGAGAUGCUGAAUACUUGGCUGCCUUUAGAACUAUUCUGAUGCCUAUUGCUAAGGAAUUUAGUCCAGAUAUUGUUCUAAUUUCGGCUGGAUUUGACGCCGCCGUUGGACACCCGCCACCUCUGGGAGGCUACAAUGUCUCAGCAGCAUGUUUCGGUCACAUGACACGUGAAUUGAUGUCUUUGGCAGAUGGCAAGCUGGUGCUGGCAUUAGAGGGCGGCUACCAUCUGCCAGCUAUCUGUGAUGCUACAGAACUUUGUAUCAAAGCUCUUCUCGGAGAUGAGCUCCCACCGGUGAAAGAAGAAGAGCUGUGCCGUGCCCCAUGUAAACCUGGGCUAGAAACACUUGAAGAAACCAUUAAAAUACAGGCAAAGCACUGGCGCUGUGUUCAGAGGUAUUUAGGGACCAUUCAUUAUUCACUGAUGGAGGCACAAAAGAGGGAAAUGGAGGAAGCUGAUACAGUAUCGGCCCUGGCUUCCCUAUCAAUGGUGGCCGCCAAACAAAGCAGUAUGUCUGAGGAGUCUUCUGAACCAAUGGAAGAGGAUAAGUCAUAACCCCUACAAACUGUCACCAUGGAAACAAGCAAACGUAAACUCAAGCAUACAGCUGAUUUGAGACUGUUGCCGCUAUGUUGUGAAUUCAUUCAUAACUCUCCUUGUCGCUGUAAACAGACCCAUCAGCGUAGGUCGUCUGUUUUGAUGUUUCCCGAUGCCCGAGCCCGCUGAGAGGGCCCAAAGGCUGAGGGGACGUAGGAAGUUUUGGACCCAAAGGAUGUACAAAGCCUUAAAUAUGUACACGUAUUGGACAGAAGUCAAGAGAACAAGUGAUCGGUCAAGAAUACCUUGGAAUAUUAUUUGAUUCAGAAAGAUACAGAGAGAUUGUAUAAAAGAAAAGUACAUUUUUGACAAUUCUGUAGUGUUGAGAACUAUUUAUGAAUAUAUUUAUAUACGAUUAUAUAUUAUAAAUAUCUGUGUAUAGGAUUUAAGAAAUUGUUUCAGAACUUUUUUUUGUGAUCUAGAUGUUUGCAGAUAGACUUCAAUGUCAGUAAAUUAGGACCUGUGAUAUACAGAAGGAAAUAUUUGAGGAUUUAAAGCAGGUGUAUUUAUUGUUGGUAAAUAUUUGUUAUUAUACAGGUGUAAAAAAAAAAUAUAGUCAUAAAUUGACUAUUUUUGUCUUGUCCUUUGCAGCAGAAUGUAUAUUUUUACUUGUUGUCAAUUAUUUCUGUCAAAUAUUUGAAUAAAGAUAAAUAUUUUGCAAUGGUAUCAAAUUUUUUCUUGAUUUUUACUUCAUUUUAGAAUUUAUCUGUAGCAUGACAUAUCUUUUUAUAAACUAUUAAUCAUAUGCAUGUUUUUUUUAAGGAGCAAUUUUUUUGGUAUUGGACCCUUAAAGUCCAAAAUAUUUUUCAACAGAGUAAAUCUGGAAGAAACAUUAAGGUUGAAUUUUGACCUUUAGAUUUGUCCAGUGCCUGAGGCAUUGAAAGCAAUCAAAUUUUGAUAUUUUUCAACAUUUUUUUUAAAAACGGUCUUUGUCCACUUGUGGUCAAUUGAUUGAUCACACUGAAAAGGGAAUGUAAAAUUUAUACCCAGCGCUAUUAGAGUUUGAUUGGCUCUAUAAAAACAUUUGUUGUACAUUUCUCACAAUUCAUAAUGGUAAUGAUGAAAAAAAAUCUAUUUUUGUUGCUACCAAGUCUGAUAUAACCUAUCAGAUCCAUUGUUUAUAAAGUAUUUUAACAUUUGUAUUCAUUUUGACCAAUCAGAUCUGGUGUAGCAAGUGCUGGGAGUAUAUUUUUUUUUGUCCAAUCAGAUUUGGUUUUAUGUCUGUAUUUGUUGUUAAGCCUUGUGAUACUCCAUACUAUUGUUAUUGUGAGCAGCAAUAUUACUGGUUCUGUCAGAUGGUAGUCAUGACGCUUUACUGUACUUGUUAUUAACAAUAAAUGAGCAAAUCAA